CUUUAAAAUGUGUGGGAUGGAAACACUAUGCUUAUGCAUAGUGUUAUGAGUCUUAUAUCCUUGAUUUUCACUAUUCAUAAGGAAUUUUCCCUACAUCCCUUCCCUUUGUUUGCUCUAUGCUAUUUGCUAAGCCACCCAAGGUUCAAACCUUGAUUCAAGCAUUUUCCCAAAUUCCUUUUCCUUUCUUUAUUUUUCCUUCUUUAUUUCCUGCUUUCUUAAUUUACUGGCGGUUCUCUUUUCUUUCUGUUUCUUCCUUCCAUUUUUCUCUCCUCUGUUUCCCCUUUUGCCUCACCUUCUCCGCCUGUGUCUCCUUCUUCGCUUUGCUCCCUUUGAUCCAGCUUGUUGCUUCUUCGCAGUUCGUCUUAUCUUGUGCGGCGGCGCUAUUCUUCUACGACGAUCGGAACUCUUCCAGCCUGUGGGAAGCAUUGAAUUCAUUACCUGACGCAAUUGAAUUGGUUAGUUAGGCAAACCUUCAUUCCUAGAUGAUCAUUCGAUUGGUAAAUAGUUCAUUGCUUCCCACAUGCUUGAAAUCUUUCCGCCUUUGGUUACUGGUUAGGAUGGUGGUUUGAUUAACAACUUGAUAGGUUGUUAACAGGCAGGACAGGUGUUGCAAGCAUCAUUGCUCGGUUUGGUUCCGAGUGUUUCCGGCUAUCCUUGCUUUGCCUCUUGAGUGCGUUAGGGAACUGAACAUUUGGAAAUAGGUAGCGUGCCAACUUAUGUGAUGAAUCAAUUCUUGAGUAGUUCGUAUGUAAGCCGUCCAAGAUGCAGCAAGCGCAUGAGGAGUGUGCAGGCCAUGGCUGAGCCUACAGGUUCAUGCAGUUGUUGCUCCUUUUUGUGCCUUUUGGUUUGUGCUGCAAAUAUGCCCGUGAAAAACAGCCCACCUGUGUAGAAAAUCAUGCAAGCACAUGCAUUCUAAUGUCAUCUGCAGGUUCCUGUUGCAGAGGAAAUGAUAAAUAAGAUCAAGAAAUUUUUGGUGUUCAUAUAUGCCAAGUGAGGGCUCUGAUAGCUCAUACAACCUCAUAUUAUUCUUUCUGUAUGAGCGAGGUUCAUGACGUAUCCCCUCAUUUUGCCCACAGUUCCAAUGGUGUAUGCAUAAUUUAGUGCGAUCAAGUUGUUUUCCUUCCCUCUAUAUAUGAAGAUGUAGCACCCUCUAUUCAGUCCCAAUCUUUUACAACCUAAGCAGAAUUUUACAGCUUCCUCUCCACAAUCAGAAUCUGCAGUUUGUCAGAAAUGAAGCCUGAACGCGUGUAUCUGGAUCAGCUAACCGAAAAAAGCAAGGGCUACAAGGUUAAGGUCAAGGUCGUAGAGAAAGGACCGGAAAGGAACUCUCCUUCAAAGGGAAUCCUAUUCCAAGGACUUGUGAUGGAAGAUGACAAGGGAAAUCGAAUGCGUGCUGCACUUUUUGGAAAUCAAAUUGAUGUCUACAAGGAAGCUAUUGAACACUUAGGGAGUUAUGAGAUAGCUAAUGCUACGAUUAAAGCCAGCGAUGAAUAUUGGAAAGCCAAAGACGCGAAAUACGGUCUGCUUGGAUACCAGAUGAGCUUUGGCUCACAGGCGGUAAUCCAACGAAUGAAUGCUGAGUCAGGGCCAGUAUUACCGGAAUACCAAUGCCUAGCCACCAUCCCAAGAGUGUAUGAUCCAACUGACAGAUUUGAUAUUGUUGCUGUUGUUCUAUACCUCGAAGAAGAAGCACGGAAAGUCACUGGAUUUGAACAACGCGAAUACUUAGUUCGUGAAAUUGUGGUGACAGACCAUAGCAAUGAGCAGCCAAUCACAAUUACUGUUUGGAACGAGCUGACUGGAGAACAUUGCAAACCGCUCUCCUCAUGGGCAGAACAGUUCACUGUUUUUGGAUUCACGGCUUUGAGAGGCAGCUUUCAUAAAGGAUUUUCCCUUGGUUCCACCAUGUCUACUAGAAUCAUUACUGAUCCAAAAGGAGAAAGAGCAGACGCAUUGAGGGAAUGGGUCAAAAAUCGCACCGACUGGCUGAGUGACAGGCAAGCAAGGGUAUUGGAUGUCAGGAACCCUACGAAAGAGAAGGUGAUCAUCACACUGGACUCCCUAAAGCUAAAAAGGGUAUAA
Spinacia oleracea (spinach) is the source of this 2082-nucleotide messenger RNA. RefSeq lists its product as uncharacterized. The coding region runs from base 1231 to 2082 and encodes 283 amino acids. The record is from RefSeq and is a predicted model, not a curated record. NCBI's taxonomy places the organism in Eukaryota, Viridiplantae, Streptophyta, Magnoliopsida, Caryophyllales, Amaranthaceae. The transcript is spliced from 14 exons.